CCCCCUCAAACCACGAGCCACGAGCGCCGCGACCAUGGCGGCGGCGGAAGUAGCCACCGCCGCGGAGCACCCCCGCCACCCAAACCCUAAGCUCGAUCCCCUCUCCAAUGGCGGAUCCGGCUCCGCCGACAAGAAGAAGGCCCGGGACAGCGAGCGCCGCCGCCGUAGGCGGAAGCAGAAGAAGAACAACAACAGCAGCAAGCUCGCCUCCGCCGCCGACGCCGACGCGGAGGACGAGGACGGGAGCUCCAAGGAGAACGCCGAUCCGAACCCUAGGGUGGAGGUGUCGGUGGAGGUCGAGUACGUUCCGGAGAAGGCCGAGGUGGAGGAGAGCCUUCUCGAGGAUUUUAGAAACGUGUUUGCGAAGUUUAGCUUCAAAGAUUCCGCCGCUGGUGCAGAGGAUGAUGCGAAAAAGGAAGAGGCCGCAGCCGAUGCGGCGAAGAAGAAGGGGGAUUCGGAUUCGGAGGAGGAGGAAGAGCCGGAAGCAAAGCAGAAGAAGGAAGGCGAGCUAUCGAAUAAGAAAAAGAAGUUGCAAAGAAGGAUGAAGAUUGCUGAUUUGAAGAAAGUAUGCUCCAGGCCUGAUGUCGUUGAGAUAUGGGAUGCAACAGCAGCAGAUCCAAAGUUGCUUGUUUAUUUGAAAUCAUAUCGGAAUUCUGUCCCGGUCCCCAGGCACUGGUGUCAAAAACGGAAGUUUUUACAGGGAAAGCGGGGUAUCGAGAAGCAGCCUUUCCAACUUCCUGACUUUAUUGCUGCUACAGGAAUAGAAAAAAUAAGACAGGCAUAUAUUGAAAAAGAGGACAGCAAAAAGCUUAAACAGAAACAACGUGAGCGCAUGCAACCAAAGAUGGGAAAGAUGGAUAUAGAUUAUCAGGUGUUGCAUGAUGCCUUCUUCAAAUAUCAAACGAAACCAAAGUUGACUACACACGGUGAUUUAUAUCAUGAAGGGAAAGAAUUUGAGGUCAAGCUUAGGGAGAUGAAGCCAGGUACUUUGUCUCGAGAACUCAAAGAAGCUCUCGGUAUGCCUGAUGGUGCCCCACCUCCAUGGCUUAUCAACAUGCAAAGGUAUGGCCCGCCACCAUCUUACCCGCAACUGAAGAUACCCGGACUAAAUGCUCCUAUUCCUCCAGGAGCUAGCUUUGGUUAUCACCCAGGAGGUUGGGGCAAACCGCCCGUUGACGAAUUUGGCCGUCCGUUGUAUGGCGAUGUUUUCGGAGUCCAACAGCAGGAGCAACCCAAUUAUGAGGAAGAGCCGGUUGAUCGGAGCAAGCACUGGGGAGAUUUGGAGGAGGAAGAGGAGGAGGAGGAGGAAGAGGAAGAAGAAGAGAUGGAGGAAGAGGAGCUGGAGGCGGGCAUUCAAUCCGUUGAUAGCCUCUCGAGUACUCCCACUGGCGUGGAAACACCUGAUGUUAUCGACCUCCGGAAGCAACAGAGAAAGGAGCCAGAGAAGCCCCUGUACCAGGUUCUCGAAGAGAAAGAAGAAGCGGUUGCACCCGGAACACUACUCGGAACAACUCACACGUACGUGCUUGGGCAACAAGACAAAACAGCUGCUAAAAGGGUUGAUCUAUUGCGAGGACAAAAGGCCGACAAAGUGGACGUCACUAUACAACCUGAGGAGCUUGAAGUUAUGGACGAUGUUUUGCCGGCCAAGUACGCGGAGGCGCGAGAGGAGGAGAAGCUACGCAAUCAGAAAGAGGAUUUCAGCGACAUGGUGGCGGAGAACGCGAACAAGAGGAAGAGGAAGCAGGAGAAGGAGGGCAAAUCAAAAAAGAAGGAUUUCAAGUUCUAAAAGAUCUUAUGAUUUCGUUCCCCCCGCCUUUUCUUUGCUUCGGUCACGAAGGGCCGAAGGAAGCUCUCUCUCUCUCUCUCUCUUGCUAUUUACUAAAUGUAUCAGUUUGUGCCUUGCUUUUAUGGAGUACCAAUAUAU
Ananas comosus (pineapple) is the source of this 1927-nucleotide messenger RNA. Its product is annotated as splicing factor 3B subunit 2. Gene Ontology annotation, cellular component: U2 snRNP; U2-type spliceosomal complex; catalytic step 2 spliceosome. Bases 35 to 1789 code for a protein of 584 amino acids. The record is from RefSeq and is a predicted model, not a curated record. Gene Ontology annotation, biological process: mRNA splicing, via spliceosome. Lineage: Eukaryota; Viridiplantae; Streptophyta; Magnoliopsida; Poales; Bromeliaceae. The transcript is spliced from 17 exons.